Molecule: messenger RNA, 2883 nt
Organism: Geosmithia morbida
Lineage: Eukaryota; Fungi; Ascomycota; Sordariomycetes; Hypocreales; Bionectriaceae
Product: transcription elongation factor SPT5
Exons: 3
Coding region: 1-2883 (960 amino acids)
Biological process (GO): regulation of transcription by RNA polymerase II; transcription elongation by RNA polymerase II; regulation of DNA-templated transcription elongation
Cellular component (GO): DSIF complex
Molecular function (GO): protein binding; mRNA binding
Source: RefSeq, a predicted model, not a curated record
AUGGCGUCAAACGAUCCCUCGCGAUUUGACGACUCCGAGGACGAGGAGGACUUCAACCCUGCACCGGCCGACAUGCGCAACGCUUUCAUCGAUAUCGAAGCCGAGGUCGACGAUGAGGACGAAGGCGAGGAUGACGAAAAGGAAGGUGAAGAGAUAGAAGACUUCAUCGACAACGCUCACCCCGAUGACGUUGGCGAGAGUGCCGCCCUGGAUGACGACCGAAGACAUCGUGAGCUUGAUCGCCGCAGGGAGAUGGAGUCGAGCAUGGAUGCCGAGAAACAGGCUGAGAUCCUGCGCCAGCGCUACGGAAAUCGCCGCUCCGCCAAGGGCUUUGGCGAUUCGGCUGUUGUCCCCAAGCGCCUAUUGCUGCCUAGCGUUGAUGACCCUAGUAUCUGGGCCGUCAGGUGCAAGGAGGGAAAGGAGCGCGAGGUUGUCUUCUCUAUAAUGAAGCGAAUUGAGGAGAGUGCUGGCACCAAGGAGGAGGUUGCCAUAACUGCUGCCUUUGAGCGCGGCGGUGCUCAGUCCGUCAUGAAGGGUCUUAUCUACGUCGAGGCCCAGCGCUCGACCGAUGUCAUCAAGGCACUGGACAACAUGCUCAACGUAUACCCUCGUUCCAAGAUGGUUCUGGUUGACAUCAAGGAUAUGCCCGAGCUUCUCCGCGUCGUCAAGACGCCUACUCUGGAGCCUGGAGCCUGGGUUCGUCUCCGCCGCCCUCCCAAGCACAACGGUGACGUUGCCCAGGUUAUCGAUGUGACUGAGAAUGGUCUCGAGGCCAGAGUCAGGUUCAUUCCUCGUCUAGACUACGGCAUGCGCGAUGAGUCCCUUGGAGCUGCCGGCAAGAGAAAGCCCGGUGUGCCCGGCCCGCGCCCGCCACAGAGGCUGUUCAACGAAACCGAGGCCCGCAGACGCCACCCUCGCUUCAUCCAGGGAAAUCCCACAACUAACACGUGGACGUACAUGGGUGACGAGUUCGAGAACGGAUUCCAGGUCAAGGACAUCAAGAUCCAACAGCUCACAGUGACCGAUGUUAACCCAUCGCUCGAAGAGGUUACGCGGUUUGCUUCUGGUGCCGAGGACGGCACCGAGAACCUCGACCUCAAGGCGUUGGCGGCCAGUCUCAAGGACAGUGGCAAGCUCACGACCUACCUGGCAGGCGAUGCUAUUGAGGUGUACUCGGGCGAGCAAAAGGGCGUUGUUGGAAAGGCCAUCAACGUCCAGGGCGAUAUUGUCACUAUGUCGGUCACCGAGGGUGACCUGGUUGGACAGACCAUCGAGGUACCUACCAAGGGCCUUCGCAAGCGAUUCAGCGUCGGAGACCAUGUCAAGGUGAUUGGUGGCAGCAAGUUCCGCAACGAGGUUGGUACCGUGGUCAAGAUCUCCGAGGAUCGUGUCACGCUCCUGACGGACCAAACCAACACCGAGGUGACCGUCUUCAGCAAGGACCUGCGUGAGGCGAGCGACAUGGGUGGCCAGGGCUCUCUAGGUCAAUACGAGCUCCAUGACCUAGUCCAGCUCGACCCGACGACGGUGGGUUGCGUCGUUAAAGUGGACCGCGAGUCACUUGUGGUCCUAGACCAGCACGGCGACACGCGCCAGCUGAUGCCGUCACAAAUCUCCAACAAGCUUCCCAAGAGGAAGUUGGCUGUGGCCGCCGACCGCAGUGGGUCCGAGAUCCGUAUCGACGACGUGGUUAAGGAGGCAACAGGCCUCCAGCGUCAGGGUAAAAUCAUUCACAUCCACCGAUCGUACGUCUUCCUACACACCAACGACACAACGGAGAAUUCCGGUGUCUUUAUUACCAAGGCUAGUGUCGUCAACACAGUGGCGGCCAAGGGCGGGCGUGUCAAUGCGGCCUCAUCUGGACCGGACCUCGACUCGAUGAACCCAGCGCUCAAAAUUCAUAAGAACGGCGCCGAAAACAAGCCGGUACAGCCACCUAAGAGCUUCGGCAAGGACCGUGCCAUCGACCAAACUGUCAUCAUCAAGAAGGGUGCCUACAAAGGCCUGUUGGGUAUUGUCAAAGAUACAACCGACACACACGCCCGUGUCGAGCUUCACACAAAGAGCAAGACAAUUACCGUCGCCAAGGAUUUCCUCAACUACAAGGACAAGAAGACUGGUGCAACUAUUGAGUUAAACGGCAGGCGUGGCCCUGGCGGCCCUCCCCGCGGUAGUGCUUCCGGAGACCGCGUGCCCAGUUGGCAGUCUGGGUCCCGAACGCCCAUGGGCUCUGGAGGAUCGGACCGCGUGCCGGCUUGGGGUUCCCGAACACCUGCCGCUUCGAGCGGUCGCACUCCCGCCUGGAAGCAAGACUACUCGGGCUCGAGGACACCGGCGUGGGCUGACGGCUCGCGUACCGUCAACCCUUACGACGGUAGCCGCACUGCCUACGGCUCUGGGUCUCGUACCCCGGCGUGGCAAUCCGGCGCCAGGACCCCGGCUGCGGGUGAUACAUUCGGCGCGGGAUCGCGUACGCCUGCCUACUCCAGUGGCGACAACUGGGCUUCAGGAUCCAAAACGCCUGCCUGGGGCGCUUCUUCAGCUCCGACGCCCGGUGCCGGUGCUGGUGAUGGAUGGGGUUACACUCCCGGAGCCACAACAAGUGCCUUUGAUGCUCCCACGCCUGGCGCUGGACUUGGUCCCCCUAAUGGUGCCAUGAAUGCACCCACGCCCGGCGCCUUUGCCGCGCCCACACCCGGUGUGUCGGCGCCUACACCGGCAGGAGGCUGGCAGGGAGGAUGGGGUGCCGAUGUGGCGCCUACGCCGGGGGCUAGUGCCCCUACGCCCGGCGCCAGCGCUUACUACGGUGCUCCUACACCGGGAGCCUUUGGGACAGCCGAGACGCCGGCGGGCAGUGGACCCAGCUACACAGAUGAUGACUGA